UAAUCAAUAAAAUGUAAACAAAUCGAAUUUGAAUUUUUUUUCUUAUUCAUUAUUGAUUUUUACCGUUUUUAUUUCUUGUUUCGGGAAAAAUCAUUGCGUCUCGCAUUCACAAUGUGACAGUAAAUAUUUUUAUUAAUACUUUUCAGGAUCUGCACCGCACCAAUCUGAGGGCCUAAAAAUGAUGCUGGGCAGGAAGCAGAGCCUCAAAGGUGAACAAGUUUUAGCCGACUAUGGUCAGGAGGAGUCGCUAAAUGAAAAUGCAGAUAUCGAAUGGGUGAACAAGAUGUGGGUUCGAAGAAUCAUGAGAACCUGCGCCCUUUUCAGUCUGGUUUCUGUGAGUCUCAACACACCCAAAACUUUCGAGCGGUAUCCACCUCUGCAGUAUGUAACGUUUGUGUGUGAUCUAAUCAUCACUUUUCUCUUCACUGCCGAAAUGAUCGCCAAAAUGCACAUCCGUGGAAUCUUGCAGGGAGAGGUUCCGUAUUUGAAAGACCACUGGUGCCAGUUUGAUUCGAGCAUGGUGUUUUUUUUAUGGGCCUCUGUCAUCCUUCAAAUGUUUGAGAUGAUUGGUGUUGUCCCUUUGUUCAGUUACCUGUCGAUUCUUCGAGCGCCCAGACCUCUCAUCAUGAUUCGUUUCAUCCGUGUCUUCCUCAAAUUCUCCAUGCCAAAAUCGCGAAUUAAUCAAAUUUUCAAGCGCUCGAGUCAGCAGAUUUACAAUGUCACGUUGUUCUUCCUAUUUUUUAUGUCUCUGUAUGGCUUACUUGGUGUUCAAUUUUUUGGCGAGCUAAAGAAUCAUUGUGUGCUGAAUGAUACCCAUCCGCGACACGUCACACUCAACAGUCUUGCCAUUCCAGAUACAUUUUGCUCCAUGGAUCCAGAUUCUGGUUAUCAGUGCCCACUUGGAAUGAAAUGUAUGAAGCUUGAACUGUCACGGCACAUCAUUGGUUUCAUUGGUUUUGAUGAAUUUGCAACAAGUAUUUUCACCGUCUACCAAGCAGCGUCACAAGAAGGCUGGGUUUUCAUCAUGUUUCGCACGUACGACAGUCUUCCUGCAUGGCGAGCUGUCUUCUACUUCUGCACAAUGAUUUUCUUCCUCUCGUGGUUGGUCAAAAACGUUUUCAUUGCUGUCAUUACGGAAACAUUCAACGAAAUCAGAGUCCAGUUCCAGCAAAUGUGGGGAGUUCGCAGCUCCAUUACAAACAAAACUGCCUCUCAGAUACUAGCAGGAGAUGAUGUAGGCUGGAGAUUAGUGACCGUAGAUGAAAACAAACACACAGGGCUUGCCCCUCCUAUCUGUCAGGCGAUUCUCAAUUCUCCCUGGUUUCGAUCACUUAUGAUGACAGUGAUUCUUGCUAAUGGUUUAGUAAUGGCAACAAUGAAUUUCAAGCAUGACCAGCGACCAAGAUAUGUCUUUUACGAAAAGUAUUACUAUUUUGAGGUUGUUUUUACAAUUUUCUUCAACCUAGAGGCAUUGUUCAAGAUAUGGUGCUUAGGUUUCCGUGGCUAUUUUGAGCACUCCUAUCACAAGUUUGAACUAAUGCUAGCAAUCGGUACAACUCUUCACAUUAUUCCAAGCCUGUACUUGUCUGUUUUCACUUAUUUUCAGGUCCUUCGGAUUGUUAGAUUGAUUAAAGCAUCCCCAAUGCUUGAAGAUUUUGUGUACAAGAUUUUUGGACCGGGCAAGAAAUUGGGAAGCUUAAUCAUAUUCACCAUGUGCCUCUUGAUCAUCUCAUCUUCCAUUUCAAUGCAGCUGUUUUGCUUCCUAUGCGAUUUCACAAAAUUUGAAACCUUCCCUGAGGCUUUCAUGUCUAUGUUCCAAAUUUUGACACAAGAAGCAUGGGUUGAAGUCAUGGAUGAAACUAUGGUUAGAACUCGAGAAACGCUUACUCCGUUGGUUGCCAUUUACUUCAUUUUGUAUCAUCUGUUUGUAACUUUAAUUGUGUUAAGUUUGUUCGUUGCUGUGAUAUUAGAUAAUUUGGAAUUAGAUGAAGAUAUCAAAAAGUUGAAGCAGCUUAAGUUUCGUGAGCAAAGUGCAGAAAUCAAAGAAACAUUACCAUUCCGUCUCCGAGUUUUUGAGAAAUUCCCUGAUAGUCCACAAAUGUCAACCAUUCACAAAGUACCUUCUGACUACAUUCUCCCAAAAGUACGUGAAAGUUUCAUGCGCCAAUUUGUCUACGAUAUGGCAGAUGAUGAAAGCAUCUCUGAAAGCAUAAAAAGACUGAACGAAGUCCUGAAUACCCGUGUAAUUUACCAAAAGCAAAGACCAUUAAAAUUGCUGAGCAAUUUGCAAAAAGUUCGAACCAUCACCUCUGAACUUCGGAAAGCAUCAAUCACAGCAAUCAUAAAUGAUUCAAACAAUCAACGAUUGAUGCUUGGGGACUCAGCUGUCUUACCAAUGCCUGGCAAAGGCACUCUUCACUCACAAGGGACCAUUAGUAGUGCAAAGCAGUUGCGUUUGGAUCAAAAGAAGUCGGUAAGAAGAAGCGUCCGGAGCGGCUCGAUCAAGCUGAAACAGACGUACGAGCAUAUGAUGGAAAACGGAGACAUAGGUGCAAUGAACAGAGUAAGUGCUGCAAGAAGUCGUCCUCACGAUUUGGACAUCAAACUACUACAGGCCAAAAGACAACAAGCAGAAAUGAGGAGGAACCAGCGUGAGGAAGAUCUCAGAGAAAAUCACCCUUUAUUUGACACGCCUUUAUUUCUCGUGCCGCGGGAGGGAAAGUUCAGGAAAAUAUGUCGCUCAAUAGUUUACGCAAGAUAUGAUGCUCGUCUUCGAGAUCCCUUGACUGGCAAAGAGAGGAAAGUCAAGUAUAAGAGUUUACAUAACUUUCUAAGCCUAGUGUCUUAUCUCGAUUGGGUGAUGAUCUGUGUCACGACACUUUCAUGCAUUUCAAUGAUGUUUGAAACACCGUUUUACCGAGUCAUGGAAACGCCUGCUCUUCAGGUUGCUGAGUAUGUUUUUGUGAUUUUCAUGAGUCUGGAGUUAGCGCUCAAGAUUCUUGCAGAUGGAGUAUUUUUCACCCCCAAAGCAUACAUGAAAGAUGUUGCAUCGAUACUUGAUUUAUUCAUUUAUGUUACAAGUCUUGUAUUUUUAAGCUGGCUGCCUCGAAAUGUCCCACCAGGCUCUGGCCGGCAACUUCUCAUGAUUUUACGUUGUGUCCGUCCAUUGAGAAUUUUCACUCUCGUACCUCACAUGCGAAAAGUCGUCGAUGAGUUGUGUCGUGGUUUCAAGGAAAUAGCACUGGUAUCAAUUCUCCUUAUUGUCCUGAUGUUCGUUUUUGCAAGUUACGGAGUCCAGCUUUAUGGGGGUAGACUUGCUCGAUGCAAUGACCCUGAGGUCUUAUUUAGAGAAGACUGCAUUGGUGUGUUCAUUCGCCGUGUGUCGGUCACCAAAAUGAAACUUGUACCUGGAGAAAAUGAAACGUAUCCAUCCAUGCUAGUUCCUCGAGUGUGGGCAAAUCCACGUCGAUUCAAUUUCGAUAACAUAGGAUAUGCAAUGCUUGCUCUUUUCGAAGUUCUGUCAUUCAAAGGUUGGCUGGAUGUCCGCGACAUUCUCAUCCGCGCUCUUGGACCAGUCCAUGCCGUUUACAUCCAUGUUUACAUUUUCCUUGGUUGCAUGAUUGGAUUGACAUUAUUUGUCGGUGUGGUCAUUGCAAAUUAUUCAGAAAAUAAAGGCACCGCUCUUCUUACCGUUGAUCAGCGGCGAUGGUGUGACUUGAAGAAACGGCUGAAAAUUGCUCAACCCCUUCAUCUACCUCCAAGACCUGAUGGUAAAAAACUUCGAGCUUUUAUCUAUGAUAUUACCCAGAACAUAACAUUCAAAAGAUUCAUCGCUGUUAUGGUGAUCCUCAACAGCAGCCUUCUCUGUGUUUCGUGGCGAGAAUCUGAGCCACAUACAGAUCCUCUGGCAUUAAUUAGCACUGGACUCACUCUGGUAUUCGUUGUUGAGGUUGUGAUGAAGAAUAUUGCCUUCACGCCACGCGGAUACUGGCAAUCUCGUCGAAAUCGAUAUGAGCUGUUUGUGACAGUGUUCGGUGUUGUAUGGAUCUGUCUUAAUUGCACACUCAGGAAUGAGCUCUCGUACUCAGUCGGCUUUGUGGUUGUUAUUCUCCGAUUUUUCACCAUCACUGGCAAGCAUGCAACUUUGAAAAUGCUCAUGUUGACCGUCGGUGUCUCUGUCUGCAAAAGUUUCUUUAUCAUAUUUGGCAUGUUUUUAUUGGUUUUCUUCUAUGCUCUUGCCGGUACCAUUUUAUUUGGCACUGUCAAAUAUGGAGAAGGAAUUGGACGCUUGGCUAACUUUGGGUCGCCUGCAACAGGUGUAGCAAUGUUAUUUCGAAUUGUAACGGGCGAGGAUUGGAACAAAAUCAUGCAUGACUGCAUGAUUCAACCGCCAUAUUGCACUCCAGCUAACAAUUAUUGGCAGACUGACUGCGGUUCUUUUAUCGCCUCGCUCCUAUACUUUUGCUCAUUCUAUGUCAUCAUCACCUACAUUGUUCUCAACUUACUCGUUGCCAUUAUCAUGGAAAACUUCUCCCUUUUUUACUCCAAUGAAGAAGACGCUCUUUUAUCAUAUGCUGAUAUCAGAAAUUUUCAGAACACGUGGAAUAUUGUUGAUGUUCAUCAGAGAGGUGUAAUUCCUGUUCGCAGGGUAAAGUUCAUUUUGCGUUUAUUGAAAGGGCGUUUAGAAGUAGACCCACAAAAAGAUCGCCUUUUAUUCAAGCAUAUGUGUUAUGAGCUAGAGCGAUUGCAUAAUGGAGAAGAUGUAACUUUUCAUGAUGUUUUGAACAUGUUGUCGUAUCGAUCAGUCGACAUCCGUAAAGCACUUCAACUAGAAGAAUUGCUAGCCAGAGAAGAAUUCGAGUUUGUGAUCGAGGAGGAAGUAGCAAAACAAACCAUUCGAGCAUGGCUGGAAAAAUGCCUGAAAAAAAUUCGAGCUACUAGUGUUAAUAAGCAGCAGAACAGUCUGUUAGCAGGACUGAGAGCAACUAAUGAACUUUUGGCUACAAUGCAAGAUCAUAAUGAAGAGAAAGCAAAGGAAGUUGGUGUUGAGAGAGAUGAUGACAAUGAAACAAAGGAGUGGGAUACCAAGCCCCGAUCGAAAACUGGUGGUGUAACGAAAGCAGUUGGCAUUCCAAGAUCUGAUAGCGUUGGUAGUGGAUCUGGUCGAAAAUACCUGGCUCCUACCCUAUCUGAUCCAGCUUCACGCCCUGAUAAGCAGUCAGCCAUGCCAAAAAGUCGGAACAGCAGAUCAGCCACUUUGAACAAGAACAGCUUGUCUCAUCUGUCAGAAGGACUAGAGAGCUCUCGAUCAUUCCGUGAUAUGUCGAACAACAAAGCGAUGUUGGCUCGAAUGUCCCACAUUAGCUCAGAGGUACGUGACUGGUGGAAUGAACAACUUGACCACAGCUCAGAUUCCAGCGAUGAUGAUUGUAGUUAACCCACUAAAUCAACUGUUCAGACAAUUUAAGUACAAUUAGUUAGUAUAAGUUAUCUAAAAAACUGAAUAAUGAGCAGAAAAUCAAACAAUUUUGUUUAAUCAUUUAUUGUAAAAUGCUGGGGGGAGGGUUCUUAGAAAGUGGGAAACCAGGAUUUUCUUUUCCUUUCCACAAGAAACUUCGAAAAUACACUGCAUUUAAUUUUUAGCUGACUAAAUAAUUUUCACGGCAAAAUCUGUCUGCUCUUCUAUUUAAGUACCAUAAAAUCAAAGAAGGAAACACAGAAUUUGGAACGUAGUAUGAACUAUCUAGUGGAAAAAAUCUUUAAGAUUCUUAAUUAUUCAGUCUCUCCAGAUGUCCAAUUGACUUCCUUUUGAAUCAGAUGGGCAAUACAUGCCUUGGAUUCUUUUAAAGCCAUAAUAUCUUCUGAAAAGAGAUUCCCUGCGUUUAAAAAUGCCUUGCAUUUAUUUGUCUUUACAUUAGUACAUGCAGCAAGGUGAUAUUCCAUUUUCUAAGAAAACCGUAUGACGUCAAUUUUCCUCCAAGUUGACAUGUGGUCAACACAAUUUUUGUUAUUAUUAAUUUUAAGCUUCAGGUAUUCUGAAUUUUAGGAUAAGUAACUUGUACAUAGCCUUUAGAUUUAUUAAGACCACAGUACUUUCAUAAAAUUUUAAGUUUUUAUGGUUUUAUGUAUUUCCUAGAGCGCGAAUAAAGUGUGAAAGUUGCAUGUUUUUGGAAA
This is a messenger RNA of Bemisia tabaci, 6174 nucleotides long. It is a transcript of the gene na, whose product is annotated as sodium leak channel non-selective protein na. Gene Ontology annotation, molecular function: monoatomic cation channel activity. Gene Ontology annotation, biological process: positive regulation of synaptic transmission, GABAergic; monoatomic ion transport; transmembrane transport. Gene Ontology annotation, cellular component: plasma membrane. The record is from RefSeq and is a predicted model, not a curated record. Lineage: Eukaryota; Metazoa; Arthropoda; Insecta; Hemiptera; Aleyrodidae.